Molecule: messenger RNA, 2447 nt
Organism: Mastomys coucha (southern multimammate mouse)
Lineage: Eukaryota; Metazoa; Chordata; Mammalia; Rodentia; Muridae
Gene: Qtrt2
Product: queuine tRNA-ribosyltransferase accessory subunit 2
Exons: 11
Coding region: 306-1556 (416 amino acids)
Molecular function (GO): tRNA-guanosine(34) queuine transglycosylase activity
Source: RefSeq, a predicted model, not a curated record
CGGAGGCGGUGGUUUAGUGGGCCAAGAGUUCUGAGAGCCAGAACACGUGUUAUCUCUUGCGAAGAGUUUUAAGGAUCCUGAGGGGAGUUUUGUUAUCUUACGGGUGAGUGUUGGGCUUUUGCCAGCUCCGAGUCUUCCAGUGUGAUUGCUAGUCACAUCUCAGAAAGAAAAGGACCUCCUUUCUCCUGGCCUCUUCCGGAUAGUGAUCUCUCAGCUGCAAGUUUUUCUGAAUUUAGCAGCUUCCAUGUGUGUACACACAUCCUGAUCCCCAAGAAAGCUGUGCAGCAGAGAACCAAGAAUCUGUGAUGAUGAAGCUGAGUCUCAUCAAAGUCGUUAAUGGCUGUCGUCUAGGAAAAAUUCAAAACCUGGGCAAAGCAGGGGACUGCACAGUGGACAUUCCAGGCUGUCUUCUCUACACUAGGACUGGCUCUGCCCCACACCUGACACAUCAGACAUUGCAUAACAUCCAUGGGGUCCCAGCCAUGGCCCAGCUCACACUGUCAUCCCUAGCAGAACAUCAUGAAGUCUUGGCCGAAUACAAGAAAGGAGUUGGAAGCUUUAUAGGCAUGCCAGAAUCGCUCUUCUAUUGUUCCCUGCAUGAUCCAGUCACCCCCGGCCCAGCUGGUUAUGUAACAAAUAAGUCUGUGUCUGUGUGGGGUUUUGGAGGUCGAGUGGAAAUGACCGUUUCCAAGUUCAUGGCGAUUCAGGAGGCCCUGCAGCCUGAUUGGUUCCAGUGCCUCUCGGAUGGGGAGGCAUCUUGUGCAGAAGCAACUUCCAUUAAAAGGGCCAGGAAGUCUGUGGACCGGUCGCUUCUGUUCCUGGACAGCUGUUUGCGACUCCAGGAAGAGUCUGAGGUCCUUCAGAAAAGUGUGAUCAUUGGAGUGAUUGAAGGUGGAGAUGUGAUGGAAGAGAGGUUGAGGUCAGCACGAGAGACAGCCAAGCGACCCGUCGGGGGCUUCCUGCUGGACGGCUUUCAAGGGAAUCCAGCAGUCACAGAAACCAGGCUGCACUUGCUGUCAUCAGUCACUGCAGAGCUGCCAGAGGACAAACCAAGGCUCAUCUGUGGUGUCAGCCGGCCAGAUGAAGUGCUCGAGUGUAUUGAAAGAGGAGUGGACUUGUUUGAGAGUUUUUUCCCAUAUCAAGUGACCGAGCGGGGCUGUGCCCUGACUUUCACCUUUGAUUGCCAGCUGAAUCCUGAGGAGACAUUAUUGCACCAAAAUGGAAUUCAAGAAGAAAUAAAAUGCUUGGAUCAAAUAAAAAAAAUUGAAGCAACUGGAUGCAACCAAGAGAUGACGUCAUUUGAAAUUAAUCUGAAGGAGAAAAAGUACCAGGAAGACUUUGAGCCGCUCGUAAGAGGGUGCUCCUGUUACUGCUGUAAGAACCACACUCGUGCGUACAUCCACCAUCUGCUGAUGACCAAAGAGCUCCUGGCUGGCGUCCUACUUAUGAUGCACAACUUUGAGCACUACUUCGGGUUUUUCUGCUCCAUCCGAGAAGCACUAAAGAAUGACACACUGGCACAGCUGAAAGAGCUCAUCUGCAGACAAAUGUCUUGAGAACUGGAAAAUACAAGCCUGUCUUGUCUCCGGAAACAGUGAAGUGGCAGAGAUCUGAGCUUUCAGUGGUUAUGGUAGGACCGAAGAGCAUCUGCCCCACACUGCCCACAGGAGUGUGGAAGAAGGCCUUCUGCAGGAGAUUGAUCAGAUCUAUAACUUUAAAUUUUUCUAGGUUUAUUCUACUAGUGGGUAGAUUCCUUUAGUUGAAGACAAAAGUAUUAGACAUGAGAGAGCCUUGAAAGGAUUUGAUGUUCUAGGAACCAGUGAGGUGGGUGAGGCCUGGGUGAGGCCCGAGUGGAGAUGGUUGUCAUAGCUGGAGGCACAGCUAUUCCCUGGAGAAGAAGUCUAGCUGAUUCCACAGUUUUUUGUUUGUUUCUCCUCAUGCUCUCAGGGGUUUGGGGCAUACCUUUGUCUUCAGGGCUACCAUGGCAGGACAGUCAGUUCUCCUGCUUUAACCAUGCUCCUCUCUCCAAGGAAUACAGGGCUCAAAUCAUGCUUUUUGUGAUCCGUUGAUUUCAUUUGGCUACAAGUCUCUUUGUGACUGCUCUUCUGAAAGCCACCAUACUUGGCUGUUAGGAACCAAAUAUUGCCUAGCUGCUUUGUCUGGUCGUGUAGAUCCAGCUAAUCUGCUUCAGGCUCAAAACCUGUCUAACUGUGUAAUGACUAGCUCUGUCACUUGGGGGAAGUUCCUUUGGUGUGUGUAUAAGUGACCAGAAUCCUGGCCUGACAGCAGAUCAGUCUCCAUUCCACUCAGCUGUAAGCUCAGGCAAAUCCUGACUUUCCUGUGCCUGUUGCCUCAUGAGUAAACUGGGACAGGCAUAGCAGGUGGAAACAAAAUGUUCAAAAUCUCCAUUGUAGUCUCCAUUCCUAUUUACUAAUCACUGUUGGCCU